Messenger RNA from Aspergillus luchuensis, 621 nucleotides. RefSeq lists its product as uncharacterized. Lineage: Eukaryota; Fungi; Ascomycota; Eurotiomycetes; Eurotiales; Aspergillaceae. The record is from RefSeq and is a predicted model, not a curated record. The coding region runs from base 1 to 621 and encodes 206 amino acids. The transcript has a single exon. Gene Ontology annotation, molecular function: catalytic activity.
AUGUUCUCACGCAUGAAGCGAAUAACAGCUUCUGUUGGAGCUCUGCCUGCCCAUUUCAUACUUGCAGCCCUGCAAAGCUUCUUGCUCUCGCAGAAUUGUGUUUCAGACACAUGUAUUUUCGUGGUCGACGAGGGAAGGCCUCAUGUGGAUGUAGAGGGAAUGAUUGGUUGUUUCACCAGAAUUACUCCCGUCCGGUUUUCCAUUAGGUGGAACAGUAUCCUAACCUUCGAGGCUCUACUUCAAAAUGCUAAAGAAUCUGCAACUGAGGCCAUGGAACAUACAGACGUGGAUAUUGCACGGAUUGAAAGACAUGGCUGCAUCUCUCCUGGAACCAGAGAAAGCUCUACAAUUACGCAGGCUGCCCUUCAGUAUGAGAACUAUAACCAGUUUGGGACUUUCCAAGCCGCGGACUUCGAUAUGUCUGUACAGGACCACAUGCUACUGCCAUUGCACGUGCCUAUUUUCUUGAAAGCUAUUGAAGUGGGUGAAGAAUUGAUGCUUUUGAUGGAUUGUUCGCUAUUUAGUAUUCCUCGUCCGACUGAUGCAAAUGGGUUUCUGGAGUCGUUCGUGAGUCAUCUCUCAUCAUUGAUUCGUGAUCAUCGGCAGCCUGUGAUGCCUUAA